UCAUGAUGGCUGCCUAUCUGCUGCUGUUGGGCAUCAUCAUGGUCUUCAUCAUCGUGCAUCUCAAGUCUCGACGACCCAAGGACUUCCCUCCUGGACCCAUCGCACUGCCAUUUUUGGGAAACAUGCACAAACUGUGCUCAAGUAACCCUUUGAAUGACAUAGAGAAGUUGAGGAGGACUUAUGGGAACAUCUACAGCCUGUACAUGGGACGCAAAGCUGCUGUGGUGCUGAGUGGCACCCAGGCUCUGAAGGAGGCUCUGGUGAACAAGGCUGUGGACUUUGCCGGACGACCUCAGGACCUGUUCUUGAACGCUGUCACGGAGAGGAGAGGUGCAUUUCUGGCUGACUAUGGUCUGGCCUGGAAGGAGCAUCGUCGCUUUACUUUGACGACCCUGAGGAACUUUGGUUUGGGCAAACAGUCGAUGGAGCAGAGGAUUCUGGGAGAACUACAGUACACCAUUGACUAUCUGGAGAAGAAUACUGGAAAAAUUCUGAGCCCUCAAAUCAUGUUUCAUUCAGUCGCCUCAAACGUGAUCUGUCAAGUUCUGUUCAAUAAGCGAUAUGAACAUGAUGAGGAGUUUAUUAGAACAAUUGUGACCUCUCUCUGUGAGAUUAACAAAACGAUCAACGGACCCUGGGCUUUGCUUCAUGACAGUUUCCAUUGGGUUCGAUGUUUGCCACUGCCUUUUACUAAAGCAUUUGAGGCAAUGCAGAGAGUAAAAAACAUGAUUAUCCCAGUGAUAGAGGAACACAAAAAAAACAGAGUACCAGGAGAACCUCGGGACUUGGUGGACAGCUACCUGGAUGAACUGGAGAAAAGAGGCAAUGAAGGUUCUUCGUUUUCCUCUGAGGAACUCCUGAUGUACUGCAUGCUCCUGUACAUGGCUGGGACAGAUACUACAUCCAACACAUUGCUCUUUGGCUUCCUCUACCUCAUGACCAGGCCACAUAUUCAGGAACGCUGUCAACAGGAGAUAGACCGUGUCCUGGAGGGAAAGAACUUUGUCACAUUUGAAGACAGACACAACAUGCCUUAUGUCCAAGCUGUUAUUCACGAAACUCAGAGGACUGCCGACACUGUUCCUCUCAGUGUUUUUCAUACAACCACCAGAGACACAGAGCUUAUGGGCUACUCUAUUCCUAAAGGCACUAUUGUCAUCCCCAACCUGUCAUCAGCGCUCAGUGAGGAGGGACAGUGGACGUUUCCUCAUGAAUUUAACCCUGAAAACUUUCUCAACCACAAGGGGGAGUUUGACAAACCAGAUGCCUUCCUGCCCUUCUCUGCAGGUCCUCGAGUGUGUUUGGGAGAAGGCCUUGCCCAUAUGGAGCUCUUCCUCAUCAUGGUGACUCUUCUGAGGAAGUUUACGUUCAUUUGGCCUGAGGAUGCAGGAGAGCCUGACUUUACUCCAGUGUUUGGCAUCACCAUAACGCCCAAACCGUACAACAUGAGAGUGGAGAUUAGAUGAAAACAGUUUGGUUAACAUGGUGGGAUAACAUUCUUAGAUCAUAUUUCACUGAACAAAGGACAACUUGGAAUACAGUUUGCCUUAAAAGCCAUUUACGGGGGGGCAUUUAGAACAUUUACAAAACAAAAGACACACAGCAAAUCUUUGGAGAUGUAGACAGACCUAUAAUAAAAUAUUACUCAAACAUGUGUAAACAUACAAACACAGCUCCAGCUCCAGCUUUGAGGAGUUAUGUAACAUUAUGACAUGGGUUAAAGCUCACAAGAGUCAACAUUGUGUAACAGAUGACCUUUAAAUAAAAAGUUGAUCUGCCGGUGUUUAGAAAUGUUUGGAGCUUUAGAACAGAAGAUUAAAUAUUGGCUUUUUCCAACUACCAGUAUGAGACUCACAGUGCAGCUCCUGGGAACCCAUGUGAUAUUGUGCUAUAAUCUAGAUCAGGACCUCCUUAACUGGAGGAUUUAGCCGGUAGAAAC
Molecule: messenger RNA, 1939 nt
Organism: Boleophthalmus pectinirostris (great blue-spotted mudskipper)
Lineage: Eukaryota; Metazoa; Chordata; Actinopteri; Gobiiformes; Gobiidae
Product: cytochrome P450 2F3-like
Exons: 11
Coding region: 3-1466 (487 amino acids)
Biological process (GO): xenobiotic metabolic process
Cellular component (GO): cytoplasm; intracellular membrane-bounded organelle
Molecular function (GO): heme binding; oxidoreductase activity, acting on paired donors, with incorporation or reduction of molecular oxygen, reduced flavin or flavoprotein as one donor, and incorporation of one atom of oxygen; iron ion binding
Source: RefSeq, a predicted model, not a curated record